This is a messenger RNA of Selaginella moellendorffii, 791 nucleotides long. RefSeq lists its product as uncharacterized. The coding region runs from base 15 to 449 and encodes 144 amino acids. Lineage: Eukaryota; Viridiplantae; Streptophyta; Lycopodiopsida; Selaginellales; Selaginellaceae. The transcript is spliced from 2 exons. The record is from RefSeq and is a predicted model, not a curated record.
UUGGAUGGACUGGAAUGGCUCGUGCUGGACACUCGGUUAGAAGAAAUCAAAGCAAGAAGGGGAGGUUACCAGCGGUUAUUUGUUUUGAUUUUGCAGAGAAUGCAAGCAAUCCACACCCGGCACCGUCACCUCAACUCGUGGAGCUCGAGAAAGCUUUGGCUGCGGCAAUAGACAAGGUAAAAAGGAAAACGAUAUCAAAGAAAACCCCAAAGAAGCUCUGGUUCGAUCCAAAAGCUUUUGCUCUUCUUCUUUCCUUGGUUUUCUAUUCUAGCUUUGUUGGUCAGACGGAAACUCUCUUUCGCGUGUUUAGAUCGAGCAAGGCGAGCAAGGAGCAGCAAGCGAGGUCAAGCGAUUCGGAGGCACACACGAGAUGCUCCGGAGUAUCAAUCGAGACGAGGAGUCGAAGGAACAGCAGUCGAAACUCGCGACGGCAAAGCCUCCAGGUUUGAGAAGAACGAGAGAAAAACUCCAUACUGUUUACUUUCUCCAAUCCAGGACGAUGAGCACCAAUCCAAUGGAUCCGGAGAGGGUCUGUUGCUCGCUGUGAAUAAGUUCCUGUCCGCAAAAGAAGCCCACCAACAUCACCACCACCACCACCAUCACUGAACACUCAGAGGAGAACGAAGCUCUCUCGACUGUAAAAAUUAGGAGCAAAGAAACACAACGCAACUCACAACAAAUACGCGAGGCGGUACUUACUCGAGUUCUUUGCUGGGAGGAAAAACUUAUAAAACUUAUCACUGUUUCAUUUCCUUGCAAAGCUUUGAAAGAGUAGAAUCACUGUCCCCUUC